AUGCAGACAUUUUAUGGCCGCCUCGUGCUGCCACUUUUGGCAUUGUGGUUCACUAUUCAAUUUGUUUCAGCGAAACAUGCUGUGAUCACACGGCGCUACAAUUUCACUAUCCAAAUGACGAAUGUGACUCGUCUUUGCACCACGAAAGCUCUCUUGACUGUCAACGGGCAAUAUCCGGGGCCUCCAGUAGUUGCUCGAGAAGGAGAUCGCGUGGUUAUCAAAGUAACAAAUAAUGUUAAAAACAAUAUUAGCAUACAUUGGCAUGGAAUUCGGCAGCUUAGAUCUGGAUGGGCGGAUGGUCCUGCUUAUGUCACUCAGUGUCCAAUUCAAACCGGGCAAAGUUAUGUGUACAAGUUUAUUGUCAAAAGGCAGAGAGGAACACUGUGGUGGCAUGCCCACAUCUCAUGGUUGCGAGCAAGCAUACAUGGGCCCAUUAUCAUCUAUCCCAAGAAGAAUGCUUCUUACCCAUUCCCUCGCCCACACCAGGAAGUGCCUAUUGUUUUCGGGGAGUGGUGGAAUGCAGACACUGAGACUGUUAUCAAUCAAGCAAUGCAAAGUGGUGCGCAAGCUAAUGUGUCAGAUGCAUAUACCAUCAACGGGCUCCCUGGACUUAUGUAUAACUGCUCUACCAACGAUACAUUCAGGCUCAAAGUGAACCCUGGGAAAACUUACCUACUGCGUAUAGUUAAUGCUGCACUCAAUAGUGACCUGUUUUUCGCAAUAGCCAACCACACAUUGACUGUGGUAGAAGCGGAUGCUGUGUAUGUCAAGCCUUUUCAAACCAAUGUUAUUCUCAUCACUCCCGGUCAGACUACCAACGUCCUCUUGACAGCUAUGUCUCAGCCACCCAAUGCCACAUUCCUCAUGUUAGCAGGCCCAUUCGCUACGGGAACAGCAGCUUUUGAUAACUCAACCAGUGCUGGAAUUUUAGAGUAUGUAACUUCCAAUGCGACAGCAGUUAAUUCAUCCUCAUCCUCUCUUCCUAUGAUGAAACCGACGCUUCCAGCCCCCAACGAUACCUCCUUUGCCGCCAAUUUUAGCCAAAAGAUGAGAAGCUUGGGCAAUCCGAAAUUUCCUGCAGCAGCUGUCCCUCAGAAGAUGGAUAAACAGUUCCUAUUCACAGUCGGGUUGGGGCUAAAUCCGUGUCCCCAAGGACAGACAUGUCAAGGCCCCAACGGACACCAGCAUUGCGACCUUCGAGAGCCAUCCUCUGCAUCUGCACGGCUUCAACUUCUUCAUAGUGGGUCAGGGAGUGUGGUUCAUGCAUUGUCAUCUCGAGCUGCAUACCAGCUGGGGAUUGAAGAUGGCAGGAAGUAUUGUACGAUUCUAGCAAUGCAGACAUUUUAUGGCCGCCUCGUGCUGCCACUUUUGGCAUUGUGGUUCACUAUUCAAUUUGUUUCAGCGAAACAUGCUGUGAUCACACGGCGCUACAAUUUCACUAUCCAAAUGACGAAUGUGACUCGUCUUUGCACCACGAAAGCUCUCUUGACUGUCAACGGGCAAUAUCCGGGGCCUCCAGUAGUUGCUCGAGAAGGAGAUCGCGUGGUUAUCAAAGUAACAAAUAAUGUUAAAAACAAUAUUAGCAUACAUUGGCAUGGAAUUCGGCAGCUUAGAUCUGGAUGGGCGGAUGGUCCUGCUUAUGUCACUCAGUGUCCAAUUCAAACCGGGCAAAGUUAUGUGUACAAGUUUAUUGUCAAAAGGCAGAGAGGAACACUGUGGUGGCAUGCCCACAUCUCAUGGUUGCGAGCAAGCAUACAUGGGCCCAUUAUCAUCUAUCCCAAGAAGAAUGCUUCUUACCCAUUCCCUCGCCCACACCAGGAAGUGCCUAUUGUUUUCGGGGAGUGGUGGAAUGCAGACACUGAGACUGUUAUCAAUCAAGCAAUGCAAAGUGGUGCGCAAGCUAAUGUGUCAGAUGCAUAUACCAUCAACGGGCUCCCUGGACUUAUGUAUAACUGCUCUACCAACGAUACAUUCAGGCUCAAAGUGAACCCUGGGAAAACUUACCUACUGCGUAUAGUUAAUGCUGCACUCAAUAGUGACCUGUUUUUCGCAAUAGCCAACCACACAUUGACUGUGGUAGAAGCGGAUGCUGUGUAUGUCAAGCCUUUUCAAACCAAUGUUAUUCUCAUCACUCCCGGUCAGACUACCAACGUCCUCUUGACAGCUAUGUCUCAGCCACCCAAUGCCACAUUCCUCAUGUUAGCAGGCCCAUUCGCUACGGGAACAGCAGCUUUUGAUAACUCAACCAGUGCUGGAAUUUUAGAGUAUGUAACUUCCAAUGCGACAGCAGUUAAUUCAUCCUCAUCCUCUCUUCCUAUGAUGAAACCGACGCUUCCAGCCCCCAACGAUACCUCCUUUGCCGCCAAUUUUAGCCAAAAGAUGAGAAGCUUGGGCAAUCCGAAAUUUCCUGCAGCAGCUGUCCCUCAGAAGAUGGAUAAACAGUUCCUAUUCACAGUCGGGUUGGGGCUAAAUCCGUGUCCCCAAGGACAGACAUGUCAAGGCCCCAACGGUACCAAAUUUGCAGCCUCCAUUAACAACAUAUCCUUCAUUCUUCCCACCACCGCUCUUCUUCAAGCAUACUACUUUAAUCAGUCCAAUGGAGUUUACAAUACCACUUUCCCUGACAAUCCGCCAUUUCCUUUCAACUACACCGGCACGCCGCCUAACAACACACAGACCCUCAACGACACCAGAGUCGAAGUGCUUCCCUUUAACACUAGCGUACAGCUAGUUCUGCAGGACACCAGCAUUGCGACCUUCGAGAGCCAUCCUCUGCAUCUGCACGGCUUCAACUUCUUCAUAGUGGGUCAGGGUAUGGGAAACUACAAUGCAAGCACUGACCCAUCUAACUUUAAUCUGGUGGAUCCUCCGGAGAGAAACACAGUUGGAGUUCCCAGUGGAGGUUGGGUGGCUCUCAGAUUCCUAGCUGAUAAUCCAGGAGUGUGGUUCAUGCAUUGUCAUCUCGAGCUGCAUACCAGCUGGGGAUUGAAGAUGGCGUGGGUUGUUUUAAAUGGAAAUGGUGGCAGAUCUCAAUCUCUUCUUCCUCCUCCCAAAGAUCUUCCCCCCUGUUGA
Messenger RNA from Cryptomeria japonica (Japanese cedar), 3072 nucleotides. Its product is annotated as laccase-4-like. Gene Ontology annotation, molecular function: hydroquinone:oxygen oxidoreductase activity; copper ion binding. The coding region runs from base 1 to 3072 and encodes 1023 amino acids. Gene Ontology annotation, biological process: lignin catabolic process. Lineage: Eukaryota; Viridiplantae; Streptophyta; Pinopsida; Cupressales; Cupressaceae. Gene Ontology annotation, cellular component: apoplast. The transcript has 13 exons. The record is from RefSeq and is a predicted model, not a curated record.